Messenger RNA from Exophiala viscosa, 1986 nucleotides. RefSeq lists its product as uncharacterized. The transcript is spliced from 2 exons. The record is from RefSeq and is a predicted model, not a curated record. Bases 144 to 1859 code for a protein of 571 amino acids. Lineage: Eukaryota; Fungi; Ascomycota; Eurotiomycetes; Chaetothyriales; Herpotrichiellaceae.
CAUAAUGAUACACUGUAACCUCUCCAUCCGGCCCAAGUAAUUUCCCAUGCAUGAUCUCAGAAUGGCGGUCUCCAGAAGCUACAUAGCUUCCCCUUACCUGCCAACAAUGGGAUAUAUCAUGCCCAGCCGGUUCACGCGUCAUUAUGAGCUUGGAGAAAUCCCGCCCUUACAUGGAGUCUCUCUCAAGACUGAGGGAUCGGUUUCCCUAUCUUUAUUUUCUGGAGAAAGCUCGGCGGGAAUGGAAAGAUAACGCUGAAAGUUGCAAAGCCACAGUCCUCGAGCUUCACGGGGACCAUUUCUUGCGGAGAGAUGUCGGAAAUGCCAGAGAACUGAAAGAUCAUUUGGAAGCUCGAUCGAGGCCGGAUCAGCCACAAGAGAAGAAAACCGGUCAAGGAGCAUCUUCCUGCAGGCACCGCAUCUACAUCGUCCAAGAUCUAUCCAACGCAUUUCUCGAAACACUGGGAUCUCAUUUUCAGGUCGACCCAUACGUCUUUGCUUCCCAGGCCUGGGUCUCUCAUUGGUCAAGCCAUAGAAGCGACUUUGGAAUGCCACAGAGGCUUCCUUCUCUUCACUCGAGAACAACUCACUCCACCCUCCGCUAUUACGAGCUGAAUAACCUUCAUGACGAAACUGAGACAGGUCGUAGCCACUCCACAGAUUCGAAGUACAAAUUGAUGUCUAAUCUUCUACGUCGCGUCGAAAAACAGUCCGGAGUCGACCGAUCCGAACCGCCUGUCUUCUUCGUCAGACGCAAUGUGUCAUCGUGGGUGAGACGAGACGGAAAUGAUUGGGAUGUGGUCAUUUUGACAGAACCACCCAUCCGCUUCGAAAAUGAACACCACAAAAGCGAACCUUACCGGCAUGGGUAUCCAGACUUUGUACCAUGGUCUGCUGCUGCUGCCGUGGCCCAAUCUCCUCCCAUGACGGCGAUGUCCAUGUUAGAGGCGAUUGCCACAUAUUGGACGAAUGUUGCCAGCCCAGAUGAGAUUGAGGCCCUACGAGCAGAUCCCUCAAAGGCUAGAGACUUACUUGAAACAAUAUGCUCAUCCCACUGGAUGGUAAUGUUCGACUACAUGUGGACGAAGCUGAAUGACUCCGAAAUGGGCUUGAAGGAAAUCACAGACCACCACGGGUGGCCCGAAGACAAAAGCAAACUGAUCAAGAAUGUCAAGAAGACGUUAAUGCAAGGUAUUGCAUGGAAAAGACGGCUCAACUGGAUUUGUGGAGAGAUGGACGCCAGCCUGAAAAACCUUGGUGUACACCCAGGAGCUUCAGCCUCGCCGCUUACAGGCACUGACGAACAUGUCGACUUCCGAUAUAUGCGCUCCCAGUUCGAGAUGCUGAAGUCAGAGUAUCGACAGUUCAGCGAGUACUUGGCCAGCAUUUUGGAAGUUUUCCAGGGAGAGACAGCGUUGGAAGAAGCCAAAAUGUCCACCAAGAUUGGCUCGGCCUCAGAAGCACUCACACGUCUGUCCGUCCAGCUUGCAGAAAAGUCAUAUGAGGAAGGUCGACGAUCCGCAGAGUUCGCCCAGAUAUCCGUCAUACUCACAGCGGUUGGUAUCGUGUUCAUCCCGCUUACGUACACAGCAAGCAUAUUUAGUAUGGCGAAUGACUAUGGACCUAAUGGUGGUCGAUUCUGGGUUUAUUGGGCUGUUGCGGCUCCGUUGGCCACGGUCAGUAUACUUCUGUUUGCCCUGGUGUCCAGGACUCAAAGUCUGUACAAUUCACUGGCUUGGGCACUGUUUGGGCCUCAUGCAAAGAAGGAAACUGGAGUAAAUGAGGCAAUCCCUCAUGAAAACAUCUCACCGAGCCAUGGUGCAUCCGCGGUACAGGUACGCAAUGACCAGGAGCACAAAUAGUUCGUAUUACUGCAACCAGACCACCGAGCUGUCAAGGGUUCAAAAACCAAUGCUCGUAUACUUAUCCCACAUGAAAGUCAUAGACCAUACUCUUGUCGCCAACCUGGCACAGCAAGAAGACUCGUGA